Molecule: messenger RNA, 1221 nt
Organism: Fonsecaea multimorphosa CBS 102226
Lineage: Eukaryota; Fungi; Ascomycota; Eurotiomycetes; Chaetothyriales; Herpotrichiellaceae
Exons: 3
Coding region: 1-1221 (406 amino acids)
Biological process (GO): fungal-type cell wall organization
Cellular component (GO): plasma membrane; fungal-type cell wall
Source: RefSeq, a predicted model, not a curated record
AUGACUUUCUCCAAAAUCAUCCUUCCCACCCUCGCCCUGGCGAGCUCCGUCUUGGCACAGGGGAACGGGAGCAGCAACAUCUGCGACGGGCCAUCGAUCACCAUCGUGACCAGCGCCGAUGCCCAACAAAUUGCCAGUUGCGAAACCUAUCAUGGAGACAUUAUCAUCGAUCCCUCUGCCUCGGGACAAAUUGCCAUUGACGGAGUUCAACAGAUCACUGGUGACUUCACCUGCAACAACGCCACUCAAUUGACUGCCAUCACCUCGGACCAGAUCAAUACCAUCCAAGGAACGUGGACCUUGAGCGGCCUCACCAUCCUCUCCACCCUGCAAUUUGACUCCCUCACUGGUGUGAACAAUAUUAAUUGGGUCGGUCUCCCUGCCCUGCAGAGCCUUAAUAUGGCCCAGGGCAUUCAGAGGGCGAACAAUGUCUACAUCUCCAACACCCAAUUGAAUAACAUUAACGGAAUUGAGUUGACAGCGGUUGGAAGCAUAAACAUCAACAACAACCCCUACCUCACCACAGUCAAUGUCAAUGAUUUGUCCAAUGUCACCAACUCGCUGUCCUUCUCCGCCAACGGCCGUGACCUGGCCAUCUCUUUCCCUAACCUCCAGGCUGCUGCCAACUUGACUUUCCGAAACGUCAGCAAGAUUGACAUGCCUUCUCUCUCAAGCGUGGCUGGGUCCAUGGGCUUCUACUCGGACAGCUUCCAGACAUUCUCUGCCCCCAACUUGACCCAGACUGGCGGCACUCUGGCCUUCGUUGACAGCCCCAACUUGGCAAGCUUCUCUUUCCCUUCGCUGACGAUCAUUGGUGGCGGUUUCCUGGUUGCCAACAACACGAACCUGAAGGCGAUUAAUGGUGUGCCUAAGUUGCAGACUAUUGUUGGUGCUCUCGACUUUGCAGGUGUCUUCUCCAGCGUCACCAUGCCCAAACUUCAAGACGUCCGAGGCGGAUCCAAUGUGCAGACUACCUCCACCAACCAGACCAUCUGCCAGCUCUUCGACACAGCUCAUGACAAUGGUGUCAUCAAGGGUGUCAAUACCUGUCUCACCAACAAGGCGAACCCCGAGACCAACCCCACGGCUACGAGCGGCGGUACUUCGUCCACUGCGACUAGCGGCUCUAGCAGCAGCAGCAGCAAUGCCGCUGUCACCUUUGGUCCCGGCGCCCCCGUGACCGGGCUUGGUGCUCUUAUCGCUGCUAUGUUCUUCAUCUAA